GUGGCCGCGACGUAGUCUCCAACGACCGGCCGUGGUAUCGGGGACCGAGAAGUCUCGCUAGAUCGAGCCUUCGAGCCGAAGUGUCGAGGUCGAAUACAGGCAAGUCGUCUCGGGGAGAUCGCAGCUUCCUCUACUGCCAAUUCGGUCCAAGAACGAUGGGGAAGAGUUUCUGCGACAUCCGGAUCCUUCUUGUCGUCGCGGCUGCAGCUUUUAUCUUCAUCCAGGUGCGCCUUUUUGCAACACAAUCUGAGUAUGCAGAUCGCCUGGCUGCUGCGGUGGAAUCUGAAAAUCAGUGCACAAGUCAAAUGCGCUUGUUGAUUGAUCAGAUAAGCAUGCAACAAGGGAAAAUUGUUACCUUAGAAGAAGCAAACAAACUUAAAGAUGAAGAAAGUGCACAACUGAAGACCCUACUUCGAGAUCUUAAAACAAAGAAUCUACAGAACUUGAUAGGAAAACAUGAGGUACCUGUAGCAGCUGUUGUUAUAAUGGCUUGCAAUCGACCUGACUAUCUUGAGAGGACAAUAGAAUCUGUCUUGAAGUAUCAGAGAUCGAUUGCUACAAAAUUUCCACUAUUUGUAUCGCAGGAUGGAACAAAUUCGGAUGUUAAAAGUAAAGCUAUGAGUUACAACCAAUUAACUUAUAUGCAGCAUCUAGAUUUUGAACCAAUACAUACAGAAAGACCUGGAGAAUUAAUCGCCUAUUACAAGAUUGCUAGACACUAUAAAUGGGCUUUGGAUGAAUUAUUCUUCAACCACAAUUUCAGUCGAGUAAUUAUAUUGGAAGAUGACAUGGAGAUUGCCCCAGAUUUUUUUGACUAUUUUGAAGCCACAGCUGCGCUACUUGACAAGGAUAAAUCAAUAAUGGCUGUUUCCUCAUGGAAUGACAAUGGACAAAAACAGUUUGUUCAUGAUUCUUAUGCUCUUUACAGAUCAGAUUUUUUUCCUGGUCUUGGAUGGAUGUUAACAAAAACUAUAUGGGAUGAGUUAUCACCUAAGUGGCCUAAUGCUUACUGGGAUGACUGGGUGAGACUAAAUGAGGUACACAAAGAUCGGCAAUUUAUUCGUCCAGAAGUUUGCAGAACAUACAAUUUUGGCGAGCAUGGCUCUAGCAUGGGACAGUUUUUUAGACAAUAUUUGGAGCCUAUUAAACUGAAUGAUGUGCAAGUCGAUUGGAAGUCUUCUAAUCUGACUUUUUUGAUGGAGGAAAAUUUUUUGAAAUAUUUUGCCAAAAUGGUCUCCAACGCCAGACCUAUUCGAGAAUCUGAUCUUAUUUUGAAGGCAAAUAAUAUUGAUAGUGAUAUAAGAAUCCAGUAUAAUGACCAGCGGCACUUUGAACACAUAGCCCGACAAUUUGGAAUUUUUGAAGAAUGGAAGGAUGGAAUUCCCAGGACAGCAUAUAAAGGAGUGGUAGUUUUUCGCUAUCGAGGUCCAAAGCGUGUAUUUCUCGUCGGUCCGGAUUCUCUGAGGCUGCUGGGAAUAGAGUAAAUUUGAAUUCUAAACACCACACUAGAAGGCUUCCAGAACUCCCAUGGUUGAAGGCCUGAUGAAGGUGAUGACCACCAAAACAACUUUAAGGUGGAAGCUUAGACGAGGCUCAGAUUUGUGUACAACAGCCUUCAUGUCGAUGCAUAUUGUCAGAAGACCAAACGAAGGAUUCCUUAUGGGUUCAUCCCAAACAUUUUGGUAAGCUAGUAGAUAGAUAUCCAUGUCAUGCUUGCAAUGGUAUAGACUUGUCUCAGUUGCAUUAGUUCUCUCUUUUUCU
This is a messenger RNA of Musa acuminata subsp. malaccensis (wild Malaysian banana), 1761 nucleotides long. RefSeq names its product alpha-1,3-mannosyl-glycoprotein 2-beta-N-acetylglucosaminyltransferase. NCBI's taxonomy places the organism in Eukaryota, Viridiplantae, Streptophyta, Magnoliopsida, Zingiberales, Musaceae. Gene Ontology annotation, cellular component: Golgi apparatus. Gene Ontology annotation, molecular function: alpha-1,3-mannosylglycoprotein 2-beta-N-acetylglucosaminyltransferase activity. The record is from RefSeq and is a predicted model, not a curated record.